AAAUUUCCUGACCCAAUCCCGGAGUUUGCUAAUGCGGAGACGGAGAAGUUUAAGGCUCAUCUCCUCAAGAGACUCUCUAAGAAAGAUAUUUUUGGAGAUUCACUCGGAGAGGUGGUUGAAAUCUGCACUGAGGGAUCAAGUGAAUGCCAACUCUCAGUGAUGUAGCAAAAAAUAAUAUAUUUCCCUAUUACAGAAGAAGACUGGAAGAACAAACAGACGAGACUCAAUGGCGCCAAAGGCAACCAGAAAGAAAGCUCCCUCUACCGAUCCCGAUGGCAUUUUUGCCGGAAUCUUCGCUUUCUUGACUGAUAAGAGAGUACAGCCUCGUCGAUUACAGAUUUGGAAGCAGAAGCUGCUGCAAAUGGGUGCUACCAUUGAGGAGGCUCUAAACAAAAGGGUAACUCACGUGUUUGCAAUGAACUUAGAUGUGCUUCUCGAAGAAGUAGGCAGAGAACGCCUGGCACGCUUCAAAGGAAGUGUUCUACUCUAUCAAUGGCUAGAAGAUUGCUUGAGGUUAGGAGAAAAGGUAUCCGAAGAUCCAUAUCAUCUGGAAGUGGAUGCAGAAGGGGAGAAUAUUGCAGACAAGUCAUUGACUUCUCAUUCAACCAAUAGAAUCAGUUCUAGUGAUGAUGAGCCAUCACCUUCCAAAAAGAUAAGAUCGUCCUCAGAUGAUUCGAAGAAUUUGAAAGGAGAACAAAAUUCUGGAAAUGAUUCUUUACGUGAGGAAUCAAAUUCUAAAGGGGACCAUCGUAGCUCUUUCCAUACUCAAGACCCUGCGAACAAUAGUUUGAAGCCCUAUGAUACUCCAAACAAGAAUUCAUCCUUGCCAUACAGUCCACCAGAUUUAAACAGGAAUAUCACUGAUAUAUUUGGGAAACUUAUAAAUAUUUACAGAGCAUUGGGCGAUGAUCGGAGGUCAUUUAGCUAUCACAAAGCUAUUCCAGUUAUUGAGAAGUUGCCAUUUAAAAUCGAAAGUGUGGACCAGGUCAAACAUCUGCCAUCUAUUGGAAAAUCAAUGCAGGACCAUAUUCGGGAGAUAGUCAUGACUGGGAAGUUGUCCAAGUUAGAGCACUUCGAGGAGGAUGAAAAGGUGCGAACAAUUUCGUUAUUUGGGGAAGUCUGGGGUAUCGGUCCAGCCACAGCUGCAAAAUUAUAUGAGAAAGGGCAUCGUACAUUAGAUGAUCUAAAGAAAGAUGACUCAUUAACAAAUUCACAGAAGAUAGGAUUAAAGUACUUUGAUGAUAUUAAUUCAAGGAUUCCACGCCAUGAGGUUCAAGAAAUGGAAAAACUCCUAGAGAAAGUUGCCGAAGAAAUUUUGCCUGGGGUGGUUAUUGUAUGUGGAGGGUCCUAUAGGCGUGGAAAAGCUUCCUGCGGGGAUAUGGACAUUAUAACAACACAUCCUGAUGGAAAAAGUCAUAAAGGUUUUCUGGCAAAAUUUGUGAAGUGUUUAAAGGAUAUGAAAUUUUUAAGAGAGGAUUUGAUUUUCAGUACCCAUAGUGAGGAGGGUACCAAUUCAGGUGUGGACACAUACUUUGGUCUUUGUACGUAUCCAGGACGGGAGCUACGCCAUCGCAUAGAUUUCAAGGUAUAUCCAAGGGACAUAUAUGCUUUUGGACUCAUAGCAUGGACUGGCAAUGACGUAUUAAAUAGAAGGUUGAGAAUACUGGCAGACUCCAAAGGAUACCGGCUUGAUGACACAGGGUUGUUUCCAGCUACUCAAGGGUCUAGCGGGAAAAAGGGUGCAAGAGGUAGUGCAAGUCUAAGAUUUGAGACGGAGAAGGAGGUGUUUGAUUUCCUGGGAUUUCCUUGGCUUGAGCCACAUGAGAGGAAUUUGUGACAUGCACAUUCUUCAGUCGGACAUGCUGUAUGCACACAUAAAGGAGCAUAGGAGCAUCCAAGAGCCUCAGAGGCAGUUCAUCAGUAUAUAGAGAAAUCUGUUCAUUUUGCUGAAAGUUUUUGUUUUUGUUUUUUUUUCUCUCUCUCUCUCUCUCUACAUGUACAGUACUAGUAGCUAAGUCUUCUGCAGCAUGUAUCUCUUUAAUGCCUGUAAAUAGUACCGUAGUGGAUGAUAAUGGUUCAUCUCUAUUCUCCUGCGAAUACUUGAUUUAUAAAUAUAUAUUCAGUUGUAAUUUUAGCAA
Molecule: messenger RNA, 2138 nt
Organism: Tripterygium wilfordii
Lineage: Eukaryota; Viridiplantae; Streptophyta; Magnoliopsida; Celastrales; Celastraceae
Product: DNA polymerase lambda
Exons: 17
Coding region: 227-1837 (536 amino acids)
Biological process (GO): double-strand break repair via nonhomologous end joining
Cellular component (GO): nucleus
Molecular function (GO): DNA binding; DNA-directed DNA polymerase activity
Source: RefSeq, a predicted model, not a curated record